CAGCUCUGUGAGGGGAUCCCCGCGCGCUCCCUCACGCGCGGAGCCGCCUCGCGCCCGUCCCCGCUGCACGGCGGCGGGGCCGGGGCAGGCGCGCGCUCGGCGCUGAUUGGCUGCCGCCCCCCUUCCCUCCCGCCCUGGCCGCGGGCGGCGCCGCUCGAAGUUUGUGGCCGCGGCGGUGCCGCCGCCGCCCCGUCGCCCGCAGGCUGAUCCCGGCUCUGCGCGCCCCUACCUCCGCUGCACACCGCCGGGUUCGGGCAGGCUGAGCGCCGGAGGGCGGCGGUCCGGCGAUGGCGAGGCGCGGGCGGCGGCGCUGAGGCGGCUGAGGGAGGGAGUCGGUCCCCGAGCGGGCGCGAUGCGGUCCCUGAACAUCACCCCGGAGCAGUUCGCGCAGCUCCUGCGGGACAACAACGUGACGCGGGAGCAGUUCAUCACCCUCUACGGGCUGCAACCGCUGGUGUACAUCCCGGAGCUGCCGGGACGCACCAAGGUGGCCUUCGUCCUCAUCUGCGUGCUCAUCUUCGCCCUGGCGCUCUUCGGCAACUGCCUGGUGCUCUACGUGGUGACCCGCAGCAAAGCCAUGAGGACCGUCACCAACAUCUUCAUCUGCUCCCUGGCGCUCAGCGACCUCCUCAUCGCCUUCUUCUGCGUCCCCUUCACCAUGCUGCAGAACAUCUCCUCCAACUGGCUCGGCGGGGCCUUCGCUUGCAAGAUGGUACCGUUUGUUCAGUCCACUGCCAUUGUCACUGAGAUUCUUACAAUGACCUGCAUUGCUGUGGAAAGACACCAGGGAAUUGUGCAUCCACUAAAAAUGAAGUGGCAGUACACCAAUAAAAGAGCUUUCACAAUGCUUGGCAUAGUCUGGUUGCUGGCUCUUAUUGUCGGGUCACCCAUGUGGCACGUGCAACGGCUCGAGGUUAAAUAUGACUUUCUGUAUGAAAAAGUGUAUGUUUGUUGCUUGGAAGAAUGGGCCAGUCCAAUCUAUCAGAAGAUAUACACGACCUUUAUUCUCGUUAUACUCUUCCUUCUUCCACUGAUGUUGAUGCUUUUUUUGUACACAAAAAUUGGCUAUGAACUCUGGAUUAAGAAACGAGUGGGAGAUGCUUCAGUUCUUCAAACUAUUCACGGGAGUGAAAUGUCCAAAAUAUCAAGGAAGAAGAAACGGGCAAUUGUUAUGAUGGUGACAGUGGUGUUUCUCUUUGCAGUCUGUUGGGCCCCUUUCCACGUGAUUCACAUGAUGAUAGAAUACAGUAACUUUGAAAAGGAGUAUGAUGAUGUGACAGUCAAAAUGAUCUUUGCCAUUGUCCAGAUCAUAGGGUUCUUCAACUCCAUUUGCAACCCCAUCGUUUAUGCUUUCAUGAACGAGAACUUCAAGAAGAACUUUCUGUCUGCCAUCUGCUUCUGCAUUGUGAAAGAAAAGGCCUCCCCAGCCAGGCAGCUUGGGAACUCGGGGAUCACUAUGAGGAGGCAAAAGCCAAGUGUUUCCCAGAGAGAGGCCACGGACUCGGACGAAGGCAGGAGGGAGGCGUUCAGCGAUGGCAACAUCGAAGUGAAGUUCUGUGAGCAGCCAGCUUCCAAAAGGAAUUUGAGAAGGCACCUUGUCUUGUUCAGCUCUGAGCUCACUGUGCACUCUGCACUGGGAAAUGGACAGUAGCGUGACAGGGGGGUUGAGAGCAGAACUUAGGGAACUUUCAAUAAGCCAUUUAAAACACUUUUCUACUUUGCAUGCUGAAGUAAGGCAGAAAAUAUUUUGUGGACUAUCAUAAUGCUGGUUGAGAAAAAUGUAAUAUUUAUUUUAUAAGGAUGAGGAGUAAAACUUCAGAAGACAAUAUUGCUGUAUGAUUUCCUGUGGGGGAUAAAAAUUGUUUUUCCUAAGCUAGUUUGGGACUUGUUUGCCCUAAACUGCUAUUGCUUGCUCUGUUUAUUCUGUGUCUGCACCAUACACAGCUGAAUGCCAGAAGGCAGGAACUAUGGAAAGAGUGUGCACUUUAUUUGGACAAUCUGGAAAUCUGAUGUGAGUCUGACAUUGUAAGAUCUGCUCUCUGCAACUGUGAGGACAGGGGAGCUUCAGAUGGGAGUUCAGGGAAGAUGCAGACUGAGAUCCAAUUCUGUUUCAGAAAAAUGAAAAAGGGGAUAUGAAAGAGCCAACAGUCAGAAUUUGACUCUGAAGAGACUGAGAUUUAACCACUGCAUGCAUGUUCAUAUUUUAUUAAUAGGAAGCAUAUUAGUAAUUAACGAUGCAUGCAAAAUUAAUGUGCUGUUUCUACAGGUUAAUUCUUGGGUACUGCCCUGAAAACUUCCCUGUUCUGCUGAAAAAUGGAGUGGUGGAAAAAGGGCUGCACAAGAGUGCGCAGGUGCUGGAGGUGUGGUCUGUAAACACUGAGUUUAACUCACAGUCUUGCUUGGAUAUGUGGCUGUUGGCUUGAAAGUGUGGUGUUGCCAUUUUUUGGAGGAUAAAAGGGUCAGAUCCAGAUCCUGUUGGGACUUCACAGACUUUGAAUUGAAUAUCCCAUUCUUUUGACCAGACACUUCUCUGAAGACAUGCACAAAUCUUUCUGUCUCUCCGUCAUCUUCAAAGGGAAUUAAUUGCUGUCAAAGAACAGGGCCAGUGUUCUGUUAUUUUUAGACUUCACAGUAAAUUACAGGGUUGAAAUCCACAUAAAUUCUAGUAAUUUUUCCUCUGUGGGCCAAACUGAAUAAUUGUAAAAGGUGUGGGGCUGGGGGAAAAGUGUGGUCUAGAAUCAUACACUCGAUCUAAUCCCAUAAAUGAAGUUUUGAAAUACAGAAUUUGCCACUCCUGCUGAGGUUAGGUUGGAUCCUUUAACAGCCUGUGAAAUGUCAGUGCUCUCUGUCAUCCCUUGCCUCACCUAUGAGACCUUGGUGCUCCCUUACAGUAAUUUAAGAUUCUUUUGGGGCUUUCUGCCCUGGAGAAUAGGGCUUAACAGUGGUUUAUCAUAGUUUUCCUCAGCAGUUGUAAAAUUUAACUGAUUGGUGGUGAGAACUAUGUGCUUGGACAGAAUCUGUGAUGGAAAAUCAAUUUAUUUUAAGCUUUUUGUUUAUUUGCACUGCUAAUUUCAGUGACAAGUUUUAACAAGUAUUUUACAAAAACUUUCAGGUAUUUUAUAUUUUUGUUUUGUCUUACCUGUUUCUUCUUUUGUCUCAUGAAAUAUUUUGUCAAUGAAUAACUGUUCUAGUAUUGUAUUUUUUUUUUCAUUAAAAUUCCUUUUUGGGUUUGUUGGUGCUGUUUUGCACUAGGGAGCACCUGCUGUAAACUUCACUCUUUGAGUUUCUCUUUGUUUAAAGAUUCAUGUAAGCUUAUAUGUGCCUCUUUAGGGAUUAAAUUCCAGUGCUGUUACAGGUGCCAGCUGUUACUGUGACCCUUAGAGCUGUGAUUUAAAGGGCUUUGCAGAAUAAGGUGAGAAAGGGGGAAAAAACCUUCCAGUCUCUUGGUAGAAGAGGCGUGAUGAAUGUUUCAGCACAGAUAUAUGUGGCUAUGAUUAGAUCAAAUAUAAACCAAAAUAGAGAAGACAGUUCUCGUGCUGUUCUUAAUACUAACACAGUGGUUUCCUUGGAGCCACGUAAUCUUUUGAGAAUUCAGAGCCACAGGGAAUAAAAGAACUAUUGUUGAUUGAAGCACAA
Molecule: messenger RNA, 3636 nt
Organism: Pipra filicauda (Wire-tailed manakin)
Lineage: Eukaryota; Metazoa; Chordata; Aves; Passeriformes; Pipridae
Gene: QRFPR
Product: pyroglutamylated RFamide peptide receptor
Exons: 6
Coding region: 353-1651 (432 amino acids)
Biological process (GO): G protein-coupled receptor signaling pathway
Cellular component (GO): membrane
Molecular function (GO): neuropeptide Y receptor activity; peptide binding
Source: RefSeq, a predicted model, not a curated record